Molecule: messenger RNA, 1526 nt
Organism: Python bivittatus (Burmese python)
Lineage: Eukaryota; Metazoa; Chordata; Lepidosauria; Squamata; Pythonidae
Gene: AGPAT4
Product: 1-acylglycerol-3-phosphate O-acyltransferase 4
Cellular component (GO): endomembrane system; mitochondrial outer membrane
Molecular function (GO): 1-acylglycerol-3-phosphate O-acyltransferase activity
Source: RefSeq, a predicted model, not a curated record
GCGUUUCGCGGCUUGCGUGGGUCUCGCUCGGCUUUUCCAGAGCAUCUAUGUCAGCGGCUGGCUAGCACGAGUUACCUUUCCAAAUUUGAGGACUGUUCUCUCCUAUUUUGGAGGAUUUGCCUUGCUGCCUUAAACCAUGGACAUCACUGGAUUUCUGAAGUCUCAAUUCAUUUGCCACCUUCUUAUCUGUUACAUAUUUAUAGUGUCGGGACUGAUCAUCAACCUCAUUCAACUCUUCACGCUUAUUCUCUGGCCAUUCAACAAGCAACUUUUCAGAAAAGUUAACUGCAAGCUGGCUUAUUGCAUUUCAAGCCAGUUGGUGUGGUUGCUGGAAUGGUGGUCAGGCACUAUUUGUACCCUCUACACCGAUCAACAGUCAUACCUCAAGUAUGGGAAUGAGAAUGCUAUCAUCAUCCUUAAUCACAACUUUGAAAUCGACUUUCUCUGUGGCUGGAACUUUUGUGAAAGAUUUGGGGUUCUGGGGAAUGCCAAAGUCCUUGCAAAGAAAGAACUUUCCUAUGUGCCGAUCGUUGGCUGGAUGUGGUACUUCCUGGAGAUAGUGUUCUGCAAGCGAAAAUGGGAAGAGGAUCGGAAAACUGUCAUGCGCAGUUUGCUUAAUCUCCGAGAUUAUCCUGAAAACUUCUGGUUUUUGAUUUACUGUGAAGGCACAAGAUUCACUGACCAAAAACACGAAAUCAGCAUGCAGGUGGCUAAAGCCAAAGGCUUGCCGAAGCUCAAAUAUCACCUCCUCCCACGAACAAAAGGAUUUGCAGUCACCGUCCAGUGUUUGAGAAAUGUAGUUUCAGCUGUAUAUGAUUCUACACUGAACUUUAGAAAUAAUGAAAAUCCAACUGUGCUGGGAGUUUUAAAUGGGAAGAAAUACCAUGCAGAUUUAUAUGUAAGGCGGAUUCCAUUAGAGGAGGUUCCAGAAGAUGAGCAGGAAUGUUCUAAUUGGCUUUACAAACUCUAUCAAGAGAAGGAUGCCUUUCAAGAAGAAUACUACAGGACAGGAACCUACCCAGGGACCCCCGUUGUGCCAACCCGGCGGCCAUGGCCUCUCUUGAAUUGGCUUUUCUGGGCCUUAUUGCUACUCUACCCUUUAUUUAAGCUGCUCAUCAACAUGAUCAGCAGUGGCUCAUCCCUGACACUUGCUACUUUAGCCUUUGUCUUCAUUGCAGCUUCAGUUGGUGUUCGAUGGAUGAUAGGAGUUACAGAAAUUAACAAGGGCUCAAAUUACGGCAACCAUGGACACGAGGGGAAGCAAAAGUGAAAUCUCCAGAGACUGCUUCACAUCCAAAGGGAACAAGCUUGUGAACUGCUAUGCAUAUCUGUCUUCAGACAUGAGGAUUAGGAAUCUGUUAGAGAGAGGGCCGUGCAUUCACUGAAUUCAUGUCUCUUCUCUAUCCAUCUCUCCCCCUGCUCCAGCUGGCAACAGGAGUUGAUAUUCUGCAAUUUAUUAUUUCAUUUUUUCUAUACUUUUUUUCAUUCAGAUUUUCCAGAGGAACAGUUUUUUUUAAUUAAGGAAA